Bursaphelenchus okinawaensis is the source of this 3994-nucleotide messenger RNA. Lineage: Eukaryota; Metazoa; Nematoda; Chromadorea; Rhabditida; Aphelenchoididae. The record is from the annotation of a GenBank genome assembly.
AUGUCAUUGCUACCCUUGAGCCCGGUCGAUUCGUGUAUUCGCAUUUUGUUUUUGGACGACGAAAAGAGCCUCAAAGGUACUGUAAUGUUUGGUAGUACCAUAGCUUUGCUCUGGUCUUUUUGUCUCGUACUGUAGUUUUUGAGACAGUACUUUUUGAUACUUAUAUUUUUGUAGUACUGUAACUUUUUUUAUUGACGUACUAUAACCUAGACAAAACAUGAUGAUUUCGUAUGUUUUUCGAGUAACAGGUGAUAACAUACAAUCGAUUACAAGAUUAUGUAACCGAAAACAAUACUGUAACAUUGAUAACCAGCCUCACAGACCAACCCGGUUCAAUAAUAUUUACUAAACAUUGUUUUUCCCGAUUCUCCAGAAUUCUUCCCAUUGUAAACGUUUUUCGAUAGACUGUAAAUUAGGGAAUUGCUAUGGAAAAACAACUGUAGGGGCAAAGGUGACUACCUGGAGGGACCCGGGCGCUGAUUUCCGGGUAAUCGCGCCGCUCUCGGGCUCGGCUCGCAACCCUCGCCGCUUUUCCCGAGGGGAGUGGCAACAAACGAGUUUUUUUGGGCGAGGAGCAGACGUUUUUUCUCAUUUUGAUUGCUCGUCGAAAGGUUUCGGGAAAAACAAAAACAUACCCAAAAUAGAGGGUACCUGACCCCCAGAUUACGGUCCUUUGUCUUUCCUUAUCACCCCCUUCUCCAUCAUUGUCUAACUCAUAACUGUUUUCAGAAGAACUGGUCUACGCUCAUCGUCAGGUCCUGAUCAAAUCACCCUACUUCUUGGCCUUAAUACAACAGAAUCCCCUGAACGCCGCCUUCACCCUCGAUCUUUCAUCGCUGGAUCGACCGGUCGAGUCGUUCAAAACCGUCCUGAGCCACCUCUACACCGGUCAACUGACAACGAGCUGUGGAGCCAGCCGACCGUCGGUAAGUUGAGUCACUCGAUAAGGUUCGAACAAAAGUGUCGUCUUAUCAGUCUCCAGCUGACAUUGUUUUUUCUUUUCCGGAAACUAAUAAUCGAAUUGUGAUUCCAGCUCCACUUUCUGGCUCAGCUGCUGCAGUUACCCUCCCUGAAACAGUUGUUGACCUUGGAAAAGAUGGCCGACUUCCCUGCCAAUCCGAAGCCUAGUCCUACCGUCGAGAAUGAGGCUUCUAAUCCCCAGUUUCCAACACUACAUCCGGCGUUGUGUGCUGGUGAGUACUAUGAUGGUUUCGAAAGAUAAGCGAACGAUAAUGAUCAUUUUUUAUAUUGUAGUAGUGAUCACGUAUAUUUUGGUACAAUUCUUUUAUAAUAUAAUACCUUAAUGCUUUUUUAUACCUUAAUGAUAAUCAAUAGAUAUUCUGAUUCCAGCCUACUUGAGCCUUCUACAGAACCAACAAAACACCCAACUGCUACAGGGUUUCCUUCAGCAAGCUCAGGCCAAUAUGCAGAUGCUGGCUAGCCAAAACCACUCCACCUCGUCCAUCUUUCCGACCACAAAAGCCGUGACGCCAUUGACGGAAAUGCGCACUUCCGAAUCCGAACAGUAAGUGAUAAGACGCUAAUUACAUAACUAACUACCGCUUUCAAUUUGUCGAAAUUUCUAUGUUUUGAUGCUUUAAAAACUGAUUUUUCUCAAAAUUCAGUUUAUGUUAAAAGUACAUUCUUACACUUUCCAAGAAAGCCCUCUUCUGUCGAUUCCAAGAAAGUAAUAUCAUCGAGAUUCUAAGAAAACAAACGCUGUUUUUGUAUGGAAGUUACUACAGUUCUUACUAUUGUAAAGCGGAGAUACCUUUUUGUUUACCGCCCAGACUUAAAAGGGCAAAAAUAACUAUCGGAGAACGUCUAGGAACUUUUAAAUUUGUUUGAAUUUGGGUUGAAAAACACGUGGAUACGGUAGCUGUUAGCACAAUAACAACAUUUCGUUAUGUUGUAGUAGGGAGAUUACAGUUUGUUUUGUACGGUAACACUUGUUUGGGCAAUAAGUGUGUAACGAUCACUGCUACAGUUUAUUCAGUAUAAAAUAUCAUUUUUGGUCAACAAGCUUAACAAUGUAAUCAGUUUUACACAGUAAGUUUUGAAGCCAUUACAGCUUUAUAUAGUAAUGUCUUCGAGUUACUGUGAUGAGCUUGCCAUUAGCUGCUUGUCCGAAAGCCGAUUUCUUAUCUGCAGCCCUAAAGGUAUUGGGAUUCGUGGAGAAACCCUUUUAUUGUGGGCGCCGAAAUGUAAAAACAAAACGCCCUUAGGCGGAUUUGGGGUGAGGGUGGGGAUUUCUUUACAACGGUAAUAAUAACACUAAUACUACUUAGCACAACUAACUGAACUUUAAUUAAUGAAACCACUAAUCUCAGGUUCAUUAAGUGAACACCGAUAUUACUGUAGUUUUUAUUACAAUAGAUUAAAGUAAACUUUGGACUGUUUCGAAAAUCUUACAGAAUUUCAAAAUUUUAAAAAUUUAAAAACUUUUUUUGAUUUUAGCUGAGCUGUUCUUCCAGUUAGAUAAAUCAGUUUGAAAGCCCAAAGCUUCCUGAAAUAAAUACCGUAGUAAGAAUGAGCGAUUACCCUUGUUACAUUACUCACGAGAUACUGUAGAAAGUACUUCGCCGGAAACCGAGAUGACGCAAUUAUUGGAAUUAAAGUUUCGGCAAAAUGAUUAUUUUUGGGAAGAUUAUAAGCCUUGUUUACGUAGUAUGAGUUACGCAAUUGCAAACGUGAAACAUUAAAAGGAAUGAAAUACAUUUCAAAUGUCAAUGUACUUAGUAUUAAUAUGUCAUCUUCAAUGUAUCCUCUUUUCAAAUAUACAAAAUGGGUCAAACUUAAUGUCUAAAACCUUAAAAAAUCAUUUUCAUAAAAUGAUAGACCAAAACAACUUAAAAUUUCAAAAAAAUUUAAUGUUAAAUUCAGCAGUUUCAGAUCAGAAGCCCCAAGCGUAGCCUCGAGCUGUUCGGCCGGCUCCAACAAUCCUCCUUCAGUACCGUCCUCCUCCCCCAUCGACAGCCUUAAUGACAUUCUGGUACCCUCGAACGAGAAGGAGGGGUGGUGCAGAAACAAAAAGUACAUCCAAACCGUGCAGAAGGGCUACAGAUGCACAGUAUGCAACAAGGUGUACGGCAGAUACAACUCGGUAUCAUACCACGUCACCAUCUACCACCGUAACCCGCCCAUAAAAUGUGAAGAACAGGGGUGUCAGUUCACGACGAGGGAAGCACGGUACAUCCACUUCCACAAGUACUACCGUCACGGCGUUCCAUUGCCAGAGAGCAUCGAUUUGGGUAUGUUGUAGUAGACAUUGUUUGACCAAAGUAGCCUUAAAUUCUUUCGAAGAACAGCUGAUAUUACAGUAGAUUACCCGUUAUCUUUAUUCUAAUUUCUGAACCCUCAAAUCGAACGUUAUCACAUUGUUACCGUACCCUUUCAGCCUCCCGGAAAUGCCCAUUCUUUUCCUGUAAACAUGUCAGCAAGAGUCCGGCGAUGCUUGACAAGCACAUUAACCGUCAUGUGGCCGAUUGCACCAAAGAUGGCCAGAACUACAACUGUCCCAAGUGCCCCUACGGUACCACCGAGCAGCGCGAGAUGUUCUCCCACUUGAGAGCACAUCAGUUAGGGACACACGUGCCUGAGGCUGGAGGGCCUUUGAAGGGAAUAAAGUUGGAUUGCGACAAGUGCAACUUCAAGUAAGGAUAAUACCUGUUUAUAGACAACGCUAAUACCUUUAUACGAAUCAUAUUAAUGACUAGUAGUGUAUUAUGCAAUUUUAUGACUAAUAAAUACCUAUACACCACUAAUGUUUAUCUACAACAAUAUAGAUAAGUCAUCAUGUAUACUUGUAACAGCAUCUUAUAGUACCCAUUUCAGAGCAGUGACAGAACAUGGGUUGGAGAAGCACAAGACCACCAAACAUAUCAAGUCUGAUGUAGCGCCGCUUCACUUUGGAGGCAUCGACUUGGCUACAGCGUUGAAGGCGCUUCCAGCCUUCCAGAACAACUUCUUGAAUCAUUUCAAUCAAACUGGCUAA